AUGCUGGACGACAGUUCGCAGACCGUCCUCGGGGAGAUCGCCCCAGGAUCCCUGUCGCCCGCCGCCUCAUUUCUAUCUCAACAAGCCGCAAAGCUGCAGCCGUUCUGUGGCGAUGUCGAAGGAUGGGGUCCUUUGAGCAAGACGAGAUUCGAUCUGACGCCUUGCUUCUUGGAUAUCGGUGUUUCGUUGGUCGCUGCGUUCGGGCUGGUGCUGGGGAGCGGUGCGCUUUGGUUUCUAUUCAAGAAGCGCAUUCCCCAGCCGGUCUCGAAGAAUUGGCAUUUCUACGCUAAGCUGGUUGUUCUAUCCGCCUUGUUGUUCACCACCGCUCUGCAAGCAGCUUUCCAAGUUGAGAUCUACGCCAAGUGGUUUGCCGACUUCCGGUUCUGGAGCACCAUCCUCGUCUUUGCCUCGUUGUGUGUCAUCUUCGCCGUACAGUACUAUGAACAUUGGCGCAGCCGCUAUCCGAACGGGGUCGUCCUCUUCUACUGGCUGUUCUUCAUUAUCGCCUAUGCUGUCAAGCUGCGGUCGCAUGUAUCGCGGAAGACCUACGAAGAUCGCCUGCCGUAUUUCGUUAUCAUCAAUGUUAGCCUGGGACUGUCGAUUCUAGAAUUUGCAUUGGAGUACUUGGUUCCGAAGAAGCAGAGUGCCUACGAUGCGCUGGGUGACGAGGAUGAAUGUCCGUACGAAUAUGCGGAUAUCUUCUCCGUCCUUACCUUCAGCUGGAUGACUCCUAUGAUGAAAUUCGGGUACAAGAACUUCUUGACGCAGGAUGAUUUGUGGAAUCUUCGGCGCCGGGAUACAACCCGGGCCACCGGUGCUACACUGGAGGAGAACUGGGAGUACGAGAUGCAGAAAGAGAAGCCUUCACUUUGGAUGGCGCUGUUCAAGUCUUACAGUGGUCCAUAUGUCCGUGGAGCUAUCAUCAAAUGCGGAAGUGAUGCGCUGGCGUUCGUUCAGCCGCAGCUCCUGCGGAUCUUGAUUGAGUUCAUCAACUCGUACCGGACAAAUGAUCCCCAGCCAGUCAUUAGAGGAGUUGCUAUCGCACUUGCUAUGUUUGUGGUUUCGGUGUCUCAAACAUCAUUCCUCCAUCAGUAUUUCCAGCGCGCGUUUGAUGUUGGCAUGCGUGUCAAGUCCGGUCUUACUGCCAUGAUCUAUGCCAAGUCCCUUAGACUCUCGAGCGAAGGACGCGCUUCAAAGACCACUGGUGAUAUCGUUAACCACAUGGCCGUGGACCAGCAGCGUCUGUCCGAUCUGACUCAGUUCGGUACGCAGCUCUGGUCUGCGCCUUUCCAAAUCACUCUCUGCAUGAUCUCGCUCUACCAAUUGGUCGGAGUGAGCAUGUUUGCUGGAAUCGCUGUCAUGAUUCUGAUGAUUCCGCUCAAUGGUGUUAUCGCCCGAAUGAUGAAGAAGCUCCAGCUUGUGCAGAUGAAGAACAAGGACGCGAGAUCCAGACUCAUGACGGAGAUCCUAAACAACAUCAAGAGCAUCAAGCUCUAUGCCUGGAACACGGCUUUCAUGAACAAGCUGAGCCAUAUCCGUAAUGACUUGGAGCUGAAUACCCUCCGCAAGAUCGGAGCGACCCAGUCCAUUGCCAACUUCACCUGGCAGUCAACCCCGUUCCUGGUCUCCUGCUCUACGUUCACUGUCUUUGUUCUUACCGAAGACCGACCUCUGACCACGUCGAUCGUGUUCCCAGCCCUGACGCUCUUCAAUCUCCUCACUUUCCCAUUGUCAAUCCUGCCCAUGGUAAUCACCUCCGUGAUUGAGGCCUCUGUAGCCGUCAAGCGUUUGACUGAUUACUUUACCGCCGAAGAACUUCAGACAGAUGCCGUCAAGUACGAGGAUCCUGUGGCCCACGUUGGUGACGAAUCUGUCAGGAUUCGUGAUGCGUCCUUCUCCUGGAACAGGUACAAGGAUGAGACCGCUCUGGAGAACAUCGACUUGAGCUGCCGCAAGGGAGAGCUCAGCUGUAUUGUCGGUCGCGUUGGUUCCGGAAAAUCGUCCCUGCUUCAAUCACUUCUCGGCGACCUGUGGAAGACCGAGGGUGAAGUCGUUGUUCGUGGGCGUAUCGCUUAUGUCGCACAAGCCGCCUGGGUUAUGAAUGCUAGUGUUCGGGAAAACAUUGUCUUUGGCCACCGCUGGGAUCCUCAGUUCUACGAUCUGACCGUGGAGGCAUGCGCCUUGAUUGACGACUUCAAGAAUCUGCCUGAUGGUGACCAGACCGAGGUUGGAGAGAGGGGUAUCUCUCUUUCUGGUGGACAAAAGGCUAGAUUGACCCUUGCUAGAGCCGUGUACGCUCGAGCUGAUAUCUACCUCCUGGACGAUGUUCUCUCUGCAGUUGACCAACAUGUGGGACGCCAUCUCAUCAACCGGGUGCUUGGACGAAACGGUAUCCUCAACAGCAAGACAAGGAUCCUGGCCACGAAUGCUAUCCCUGUUCUGAAGGAGGCCGACUUUAUUGGCUUGCUUCGCGACAAGACGUUGAUCGAAAAGGGCACAUACGAACAGCUGAUGGCCAUGAAGGGCGAGGUCGCCAACCUCGUCCGUACCACUAUGAAUGACUCGGACGACGAGGGCUCAGGCGUCGAAAGCCGCGGACUCGCCAGCCCUGAAAGUUCCGAGACCACCACCGUCAUCGAGGGCCCUGAUUCCGACUUUUCCGACACCGACGAGGCUGAACAACAGAUUGGCUCUCUUGCUCCGAUCAAGGCCGCUGGUCCCCGCAGGACAAGCACAGUCACUUUGCGCCGCGCGAGCACUGUCAGCUGGCAAGGUCCUCGUCGAAAGCUAGGCGACGAAGAAAACAUCUUGAAGAGCAAGCAGACUCAGGAAACAUCGCAGCAGGGCAAGGUCAAGUGGAGCGUCUAUGGAGAAUACGCGAAGAACAGCAAUCUAAUUGCCGUUGCCUUCUACCUAGUCACCCUCGUCGGCGCGCAAACAGCGCAGGUCGGCGGCAGUUACUGGCUUAAGCACUGGACUGAGAUGAGCGAGACACAGUCUGGUUCAGCUGGCGCUGGCAAGUUUAUUGGAGUUUACCUGGCCCUGGGUCUUGGAUCGUCUUUCUUGGUUAUUCUUCAGAAUCUUAUCCUGUGGAUCUUCUGCUCGAUUGAGGCUUCUCGCAAGCUCCACGAGCGGAUGGCCUUCUCUAUCUUCCGGUCCCCGAUGCGCUUCUUCGAGACGACACCGUCUGGUCGCGUUCUCAACCGAUUCUCCAGUGACAUAUAUCGCAUUGACGAGGUUCUUGCCCGGACAUUUAACAUGCUUUUUGGAAACUCUGCCAAGGCGAUCUUCACCUUGCUCGUUAUUGCUAUCUCCACCCCUCCAUUCUUGAUUGCGGUCAUUCCCUUGGGAUAUGUCUACUUCAGUUACCAGAAAUACUACCUUCGCACAUCUCGUGAGUUGAAGCGUCUCGACAGCGUCACUCGGAGUCCCAUCUUCGCGCACUUCCAAGAGUCCCUCGGAGGAAUCUCGACGAUCCGCGCGUACCGACAAGAAGAACGGUUCAGCCUGGAGAACGAGUGGCGUAUGGAUGCGAACCUCCGUGCCUACUUUCCAUCCAUCAGCGCGAACCGAUGGCUUGCCGUGCGCCUCGAGUUCAUUGGCUCGGUUAUCAUCUUGGUGUCUGCAUUGCUCUCGAUCAUCUCUGUUUCGACCGGCAGCAAGCUGUCUGCGGGAAUGGUUGGUUUGGCCAUGUCCUACGCUCUCCAGAUCACGCAGUCUCUCAACUGGAUCGUCCGACAGACUGUCGAGGUUGAGACCAACAUUGUGUCUGUCGAGCGUGUGCUUGAGUACGCGAGCCUUCCGAGCGAGGCGCCAGAGGUCAUCUUCAAGAACCGCCCGCCUACCGGAUGGCCGGCGCAGGGAGCGGUGUCGUUCCACAACUACAGCACCCGCUACCGUGAGGGCCUAGACCUCGUUCUCAAGGACGUCAGCUUGGAUAUCAAGCCUCAUGAGAAGAUCGGCGUCGUUGGACGUACGGGUGCCGGAAAGAGUUCGCUGACACUGGCGCUCUUCCGCAUCAUCGAGCCCACCGACGGCGGAAUCAGCAUUGAUAACCUGGAUGUCUCGACGAUCGGACUGCGUGAUCUCCGUGGCCGCCUGGCCAUCAUUCCCCAGGACCCAGCCAUGUUUGAAGGGACAGUACGAGACAACCUGGAUCCCCGCCAUGUGCACGACGACACCGAACUGUGGAGCGUUCUCGAGCACGCCCGCCUAAAGGACCACGUCUCUCAAAUGGAGGGCAAGCUGGAUGCGCACGUUCAAGAAGGAGGAUCCAACCUGAGUCAAGGCCAGCGCCAACUGAUCUCUCUCGCCCGCGCGCUCCUCACUCCCAGCAACAUCCUCGUUCUUGACGAAGCAACGGCCGCUGUUGACGUGGAAACGGACGCCCUCCUCCAACGCACCCUCCGCAGCAACAUCUUCCAAGACCGCACGAUCAUCACGAUCGCGCACCGCAUCAACACGAUCAUCGACUCGGACCGCAUCGUCGUGCUCGAUAAAGGCCGCGUGGCUGAAUUCGACUCCCCUGCUACGCUGAUCAAGCAGCGCGGCAAAUUCUACGACCUGGUCAAGGAGGCUGGGCUGCUUGACGGCGAUGGGAAUGCCAUCACCGCACAGUGA
Messenger RNA from Aspergillus mulundensis, 4620 nucleotides. Its product is annotated as ATP-binding cassette glutathione S-conjugate transporter YCF1. Lineage: Eukaryota; Fungi; Ascomycota; Eurotiomycetes; Eurotiales; Aspergillaceae. Gene Ontology annotation, biological process: transmembrane transport. Gene Ontology annotation, molecular function: ATP binding; ABC-type transporter activity; ATP hydrolysis activity. Bases 1 to 4620 code for a protein of 1539 amino acids. The record is from RefSeq and is a predicted model, not a curated record. Gene Ontology annotation, cellular component: membrane. The transcript has 5 exons.